Alosa alosa (allis shad) is the source of this 1078-nucleotide messenger RNA. RefSeq names its product trypsin-3-like. The record is from RefSeq and is a predicted model, not a curated record. The transcript is spliced from 5 exons. Gene Ontology annotation, biological process: proteolysis. Lineage: Eukaryota; Metazoa; Chordata; Actinopteri; Clupeiformes; Clupeidae. Bases 106 to 984 code for a protein of 292 amino acids. Gene Ontology annotation, molecular function: serine-type endopeptidase activity.
CCUUGGCGGUGCUGAUGAACUGCUCAGUGCCUUCGGUGGACUUGAUGUUGUGCUCACCCAGACGCACCUGCAUGCGUAAGACAGGGGGUAAGACAGAGAAUAGAGAUGCUCAGGAGAUGGAACCCAGGUGAUAGAACCCUUCCUUCCUCACGCCUGCUGUCGGCACACCAGCGUACUCACACUGAAUGGGCACAGCAGACCAAAGCAUGUCCUCGGGCUACCUCAAACGACCACACGCCGCAUAGAAAGGCACACCUCACGGCCGAUCGCCAUAAAGUACAAGAUGCCGCCCCUCUGGAGGAGGACGACAAGAUCGUUGGAGGGUAUGAGUGCAAGAAGAACGCUCUGCCCUACCAGGUCUCUCUGAACUCUGGAUACCACUUCUGCGGAGGUUCCCUGAUCAGCAGCACAUGGGUUGUGUCUGCUGCCCAUUGCUACAAGUCCCGCGUUGAGGUGCGUCUUGGUGAGCACAACAUUGCUAGCAAUGAGGGCACUGAGCAGUUCAUCAACUCCGCCAAGGUCAUCCGCCACCCCAGCUACAACAGCGGCAACCUGGACAAUGACAUCAUGCUGAUCAAGCUGAGCAAGCCCGCCACCCUCAACAGCUACGUGAAGGCCGUGGCCCUGCCCUCCAGCUGUGCCAGCUCUGGAACCCGCUGCCUGGUCUCUGGCUGGGGCAACACCAGCGGAAGUGGCAGCAACUACCCUGACCGCCUGAGGUGCCUGGAUCUCCCCAUCCUCAGCGACAGCUCUUGCAGAAGCGCCUACCCUGGUCAGAUCACCUCCAACAUGUUCUGCGCUGGAUUCAUGGAGGGAGGCAAGGACUCUUGCCAGGGUGACUCUGGUGGCCCGGUGGUGUGCAACGGAGUGCUGCACGGUGUUGUGUCCUGGGGCUACGGCUGUGCCAUGAAGAACAAGCCCGGUGUCUACGCCAAGGUGUGCAACUACAAUUCCUGGAUCAGCAGCACCAUGUCCUCCAACUAAAUUUCAUGUUGAGGAUACGACUAACAUGCAGUAGAGCUCAUACCAACAGCUCUUCAGUCAAAUUUCAAUAAAAAAAACACCUAUGUUGAAAUGA